AUGUGGGGAUUCGACGACGGGGUCGCUGGCGACUCCUUCGGCGACGGGGAGCCGAUGCACGAGAUAGACGACGCGUGGGCGAUUGGCGAGCCCGUCGUGAACGACGAAUUUGGCGAAGGCGAACCUCGGUCGCAGCUGGGUUCGUCGCAAUGCACGAAGUCUUCGCUGCCGGGCUACAGCUGCUCCGCUGAACUCAAGGGCAAAGAUUACAUCCUCCACUGGACCGUCGGCAUCAAGUCCGUCUCUUACGCCGCCGAAGUCGCAACCACCGGCUGGGUCGCCCUCGGCUGGUCCAAGGACGGCAACAUGAUCGGCAGCGACGCAGCUAUUGGCAAUCUGCCUCCUGGCACCAUUACUGACACCGCGAACGGCAACCCGCCCCCCAUUGGUGCUUACUACAUUCGCGCGAAGAACGCGGCGGACAUUGUGCCGAACCCGCGUCUCGGACUGUCGUUGACUGCUGUGACAACUCGCGACGGCAAGACCAUUGUCGAAUUUGAGAGGGAAUUGGCUUCAGGCAACGUCCCCCUAUUUCUAGAUGCUUCUGCUAAUGUCAUCUUCGCUUACUCCGACUCAAAUUCAAAGGAACUGAAAUAUCACGGUGCCAACAGGGGUUCUGCGAGGGUUGGAUACAAUAAUGGCACAACUACAAUUACCACCACUCCAGUUCCCACCACAACCUACGGAAACUCCGCGUCUUUUAUCGCACACGGUUUCUUCAUGACGUUCGCGUUCGCUAUCCUGAUGCCAUCUGCCAUCAUUAUAGCGCGUAUGUUCCUCGCAGCAGACCAAAUUUCGGACCCGCUACUGUACAGCACAACCGGCGAUGCGAACGGUUUGGCUGCUGGGCUGACCGCGAGCCUUUCCGAGCAGGACGAAGCGCGAAGGGCCCUGUGGUUCAAGGCGCACAUGAUCCUGCAAAUCGUAGCCGUUGUUCUCGUUUUCACAGGCGCGGUCAUUGCUCUGGUGACCAGUGGCCCUCGCGGGUUGGAUUACCUUCACGGGCAGCUGGGGCUUGCGAUUUUCAUCAUUGUGCUAGUGCUCCCCAUUGGAGGAUUCGUGAAGCCUUCGCGAAACUCCAGUUACCGUGUGUUCUGGCGUUUUGGUCACUGGUUUGUGGGGAUUGUCGCGGUGGUGCUGGGCUGGGUGAACGUGUUCCUCGGCCUCGACCGCUACACUACAAUGUUCUCUGGAAACCAGAAGGCGUACCUGAUUAUUAUCGGGAUUGCCAUCAGCGCGUUCGGGCUGUUCUACAUUGCACUUGUGAUUCGCGAUUACCUCUUCCGAUCCAAGUCUGAGGACAACCAGUUCAAGGCCUCUGCAGCCGCUCCUGCGAACGGUGCAGGCGAUGUGUAG
Molecule: messenger RNA, 1356 nt
Organism: Closterium sp. Naga37s-1
Lineage: Eukaryota; Viridiplantae; Streptophyta; Zygnematophyceae; Desmidiales; Closteriaceae
Source: the annotation of a GenBank genome assembly